This is a messenger RNA of Gigantopelta aegis, 3459 nucleotides long. RefSeq names its product solute carrier family 49 member A3-like. The transcript is spliced from 10 exons. Gene Ontology annotation, biological process: transmembrane transport. Gene Ontology annotation, molecular function: transmembrane transporter activity. The coding region runs from base 1 to 1485 and encodes 494 amino acids. The record is from RefSeq and is a predicted model, not a curated record. Gene Ontology annotation, cellular component: membrane. Lineage: Eukaryota; Metazoa; Mollusca; Gastropoda; Neomphalida; Peltospiridae.
AUGGCGGAUCAGGAAGAAUGUAACGACUCUAUAACUAAUUCUGUAACUACGUCCAAAGACUUACCGAAGAAAAGUAACAUUAGUUAUCGCCCGAUAGCUGAAAAUGAAUUCAAAGUAUAUAAAUGGCGAUGGUAUAUGGUACUUGUAGUCUGUCUCAUAAACAUGGCGAAUGCUUUGAUCUGGAUUUGCUUCUCUCCCAUCACAAGCAUAACGACCGAAUACUACGGGAUUUCGUCAUGGCAGGUCAACUGGCUGUCUCUCAUCUUUGUUGUUGUGUCCAUUCCAUUUGGGUUCACUGCCUCCUGGCUCAUCGAUACCCUAGGACUGAGAACCAGUAUAAUUUUAGCUGCUUGGCUGAAUGUUAUUGGCUCCUUGCUGCGUAAUCUGACCACUGUUGAUAGCAUAAUCCCUCACAAGGAUCGCUUUCCAGUGUUACUAACAGGGCAGUUUCUUGCUGCUGUGGCUCAGCCUUUUGUGAUGUUUUGUCCCACCAAGCUGGCUGCUCUGUGGUUUUCUCACUCACAAAGGGCAAUAGCAAACACAGUUACAUCUAUGGCAAAUCCACUUGGUAUCCUGAUAGCGAACCUGAUGUCCCCACGUAUGGUCACUACGGCUUCAGAAAUGCCAGUAAUGCUGUGGACGUGUACAGGUUUUGCAGGUGUGGGAUGCAUUCUGGCAACAUUCGGUGUCUGCAGCUCAAUUCCACCCUCACCACCCACAUCCAGUGCUGCUGAAUCUUCCGAACCAUUCCUCGCAGGACUUAAGAAGAUAAUCCGCAUCAAAACCUACUGGGUGCUGUUAAUUGUGUUUGGCACUGGCCUUGCCCUUUUUACAUCUGUUACGACAUUCAUUCAACAAAUUCUUUGUCCCAGAGGAUAUAAUAAUGAUUUCUCAGGAUUGUGUGGUGCCUUGAUGAUAGGACUGGGAGUAGUUGGUGCAGCGACAGCAGGAAUUAUCUGUGAUAAAACCAAACGCUUUGAAGAGGUCACAAAAAUAUCUUUUGCCUUAACAGUUGCAUUUGGUAUCUUGUUCCUGGAAAUUGCCAGGUUCAGAGAUAUGGAAGUGCAUAUUGCUGUGGUCAUUUCACUUGUUGGUUUGUUUGGCUUUGCCAUAUAUCCUAUAUGUAUGGAGCUGGCAGUCGAAGUUACCUACCCUGUUGCCGAGGCAACAAGUUCAGGUCUUUUGAUCAUAUCUGGUCAAGUUCAGAGUAUUAUAUUCAUGUUGGUUGCUCAGGAACUUCUCCAGCCCCUACCUCUAGACGAAGUGAACCUGCCAACUGGGUGUGUCACCAAUGGUACCCAUGUAACUGCCGAGUUCAUACCUCAAGACUGGACAGUCUCUACGUUAUUCCUGUUUGGUGUGGGAGCUGCUGCCAGUGUGUUUCUCAUCGUGUUCUUUCGACCAUCGUACCGGAGAUUACGAGCAGAAGAUAUAGCAAGAGCAGAAGCCCUUCUUAAUUACGAAAUUAUCAUUGACUCAACAUAGCUCUAGGAAUCAGUGUUUGCUAUGUAGUAGUGGCUGAUCCAGAGGAGGGUUCCAAACACCCAAUAAUCAGUAUUUUUAAAAUAAGCUGCAUGUACAUUUUUUUGGUGAUAUACAAAAUCCGAUUUAAAAUUACUGAUGUAAGAUGAAGGUGUGUGUCCCCACUGGAUGGUGUUGUGCAUGGUUAUUCACCACUCCAAAAUAAUGCCCGACACUUUUAGCCAGUUUAGGCUUUUUCCCAAACAUUCAUAUUUUGUCACUAAACAACUUAGUUUUCAAAAUAUACAAAAGUCAGCUGAAAUAAUAAAAAAAACUGAUUAACACUACCUCGGAAAGCACCAUUCAUGUGGGAGCAUGACCCUAGAUCCCACCUAAAAAUCAAACACUUUUGUGGGCCCCUCUUACCUAUCAACGCAUAAGCCUGAGAAUAUUACUGAGAAGAUAUCUCAAUAAGGAAAGAAUAGGAUUUCAGACAUGUCAGAAACUUUCAAUAGCCACCAUUUCUCACUGUCUUGAGUUUGGGCCUCCUUCAAGAAUAUUCUGACUCAACUGCUUUGUACAAAAUGUGAGGACAGGCAGUGAGGCCAUGUUAGGCUGUCAUCAGCAAUUAGGAAUCUGCUAAAACCUUGUAGGAACACUGGAUUGCGUGUAUGUCUUCUGACAUUAAACAUAGCCCCCGUGUUCCUAGUGAUAUUCCAGGUGUUAUGUUGAGUCUGGUGAUUAUCAGUAUCAGGUUCCAGCUGCUUAAAAGACUUGUCACUUAAAACAUCAAAACGGUCAAGUAUAAUAUUGAGUCGGUUAAAAAUGUUGAGCAUAGGACUGAGAGUCUUGUUAGGUGCUUGAUACUGAAUUUUCAGGGAUAUAUAUUUUUUCACCACAAAGCCUAGUGACUGUUCAUACCAAGAUUCCAACUUUUUGAAGGGCUGUUGCCAUAACCAUCAAAACCAUCAAGUCUCGUUACAAGUGUUGAGUCUUUUGAAAGAGCUAAGCAUGGAGGACUCUUGGUCGAUUUACAUCCUUGACAUUGAAUUGUCAUGGAUGUUUUCUUUUUCACCAUAAGAAAUGGUCACUGAAUAUCUUGAAGGAAUGUCAGCAGCAUCAAGUGUUAUGUUGGGUCAGUUGCUAAUCAACAUGACUCUCUUCUUGAAUUUCCAAGGAUGUUAUCUUUUUUCCAUAAGAAAUGGUGACUCGGAAUACAUUGAUGGAAUGUCAGCAUCAUCAAGUGUUAUGUUGGGUCAGUUGCUAAUCGUCAUAACUCUAACUCUUCUAGAAUUUCCAAGGAUGUUUUCUUUGUCACCACAAGGAAUGGUAGUCCUGUGAAUGUCAGGAUCCAGUUCCUUGAAGCAUUGUCAAUAUAACCAUCAAAACCUAGUCACUGUAGAUUCCUGCUUUUCAGAACUGAUGAAAUUUCUUCCAGCUCUGUGAACACACCUGUUCAACUGAAGUCCUAAUCAAAAGUAUACUCAUCUGGUAUAUGCUUAUUACAUAUGAUUCAUAAAAGUUUCUGGAAUGAAAACUUGAAAAUUGUAUUAGCAUUAUAAUGGUAUUUAUUGCCGUACUCUAUAUAGUAAACAACAGGCAUAAUAAACAUCAAAACUUUGCCUUUUAUAGAUGAAAUGUGUUCAGUUCCCCAUGGAAUUACAAGAUUGUAGUGGUUCAUUUGCAAAUAUAUUCCUUUUUUUUUCUAUAAAAAGAACUAUAAUCAUGUGUAAAAAAUGUUUACCUUAAAAUGUCCGAUAUAAAAGGGUGGUGUUACGUCAGUGACCAAAGUGGAAUGUCAUGUGUGUAGAUUGUUUACCAAAGAAAUUUGUCUGUUUCCACAUAACACUCUCCCAAUAAUUAGUCAUAAUAUAUUUCCAAUAAAAAAACAACUACAUAUUAUUUCAACUUAUUUUUGUGCUUAUAUCCAAUUAAGCUUCAAACACGCUGUCCUGGGCACACACCUCAUCUAUCUGGGUUGUCUAUCCAGGGCAGGGG